UUUCUUAAACAUUAGUUCUGUAUUUAAAUGUUCUCUCGUCUUUGUACAUGUUCUUUGUAAAGUUUACCUCCCGACCUUCCUUUUUUUUUUUGGGAAGGUUUUAGUGGUUGGCCACAUCUCUCUUUCUCACAUUCUUUCUGUUUUCCUUUUCUUUUCUCAUUUGUUAUUCUUUCCCUCCUGUAUCUCUUUCUUCCUCCUCUAUCUCCCUCCUCUGAAUAUCUAUACAAAACUAUAGAAAACAAGAAACAUUACCAUCAUUUGUUUUCAUUCAAGUCCCCUUUUCUCAUAUUCAACUCUCACAUUUUGUAUUUUUAUUUUUGAUGGACCAACUAGCUGGAUUUUACCUUUAGCUUGUCGUUUUUUUUUUUUUUUUUUCAUGAAUGCUUAUCACAUUUCUAUAUCAAGAUUAUUUGGAGGAAGAUAAUGGAAAAUGCAGGGUCAAGGGAGGGAGAAUUAGCUUUCUUUUUUCCAUUUACAUCUUCGUGUAUGGUAUCACCGUUGCUCUAAUCAGGCUUUUGGUUUGGGCUUUUAUAGUCUCUUCCAUGGGAAACAAGAUGAAGGGGAUUUUCAAAGGAUUCAAACAUAUAUUUAAUAAUUUUGUGAAGGAGAGGGAGUUGGAGAUUGGAUGUCCAACGGAUGUUAAACAUGUGGCACAUAUUGGUUGGGAUGGCCCCUCUGGCAAUAAUGCACCAAGUUGGAUGAAUCAAUUCAAGAAAGGGCCUGAUUUUGCAGUAGCUUCUAUUGGUGCUGGUUCUUCCCUUUCUCCAUGGACAUCUCAAGUAGUUGGAGAAUCAAACAGAAGGCAAUCAACAUCAGAGAUUAACAAGGACAGUCCAACUAAUAAGGAGGUUCAUGUUCAUACUAAGAAGCAGAAAAGGAGGAAGCAUAAGGCCAAUUCCUCACCAAAAUCUAGUUCAUCAUCUUCGACGAAAUCAUCAAGAGCAGUGAAAUCCAAGGCUAAAUUUGUAGAAGGCACUGCAAUACCAGCAAGUCUAGAAGUUGCUUAAUGUCACGUCAAAGUUUCUUAAAAAUCCUCGUGAUGUUUAAAUACACAAAGGCAUUGAACAAAACGGGAAGGAGGGAAUAGAAAAUCGCGUAAAUUCCAAAGGGAUGCAUUGUAAAUGUGAGUGAGGAAGCACACAAGAAAAUGAAAAAAACGAGGGGGCUAGAGAUGUGAAACUAAAAAGUAUGUAGAAUCUUAUCCAAUUUCUAAACGGAGAGACAUGUUUUUGGGAAAAUGAUAAUUCAUCUCUUCUUUAUAUUACUAUUUCUGACUGUUUUCCCCCUCUUAUUGGGACUAGGAUGAGGAAGGAUCUUGUAAAGAGUCGGAUCAUUUAGUUGUGCUAAUUAUUGUGCUAGUUCUAAUA
Molecule: messenger RNA, 1367 nt
Organism: Lycium barbarum (goji berry)
Lineage: Eukaryota; Viridiplantae; Streptophyta; Magnoliopsida; Solanales; Solanaceae
Product: CRIB domain-containing protein RIC10-like
Exons: 5
Coding region: 381-1007 (208 amino acids)
Source: RefSeq, a predicted model, not a curated record